GAGGGGCCCUGUGGAGAGGGGGUGUUAGAGCACGUGACUGGGGUAAACCAAUGGCAGAAGGCGUGGCUGGAGGUGAGCCGCUGCGGCUGCUACAGCCUGGGAAGAAGAAGAAGAAAAAAAAGGGGGAAGAGCGAGAGUAAGCGGAGGGACGGAGAAGCUAGUGAGGCGGGCGGGGGAGGGGUGAGUGUCACCGGACUCCGACAAGCACCACCACAGGAGGGACACGGAUCGUCGCCAUGCCGAAUAAAAACAAAAAAGAGAAAGAACCGCCUAAAGUUGGAAAGAAUAUUAAAAGUGGAAAAGAAGGCCAAGAUAAUCCCGAGCAUGAAGGAUCCAACAAGAAGGCAAACAGUGCCCCUCCGCCGGCUCAGGUGUCCAAAAUAAAGGUACCGACUCCCCAAGCCGUGGUAAAGAAGGAAAAGCGUCAGAGUUCCUCAAGAUUUAAUGUGAGCAAUAACCGAGAACUACAGAAGCUGCCGGCUCUUAAAGAUGUUCCCCCAGCAGAACAAGAAAAGCUAUUUGUUCAGAAGCUACGCCAGUGCUGCGUUCUGUUUGACUUUGUUUCGGACCCCCUAAGUGACCUCAAAUGGAAGGAAGUAAAAAGAGCCGCUCUAAGUGAGAUGGUGGAGUACAUAACACACAAUCGCAAUGUGAUCACGGAGCCCAUUUACCCAGAAGUGGUCCACAUGUUUGCUGUGAAUAUGUUUAGGACGUUACCACCAUCCUCCAACCCAACAGGGGCAGAAUUUGAUCCCGAGGAAGAUGAACCCACAUUAGAGGCGGCGUGGCCUCACCUACAGCUUGUGUAUGAAUUUUUCUUGCGGUUCUUAGAAUCUCCGGAUUUUCAGCCGAAUGUAGCAAAGAAAUACAUCGAUCAGAAGUUUGUCUUGCAGUUAUUGGAACUCUUUGACAGUGAAGAUCCCCGAGAGAGAGACUUCCUGAAAACAACCCUUCACAGAAUCUACGGGAAAUUCUUAGGCCUCAGAGCUUACAUCAGGAAACAGAUCAAUAAUAUAUUUUAUAGGUUUAUUUAUGAAACCGAGCACCACAACGGUAUAGCAGAGUUAUUGGAAAUCCUUGGAAGUAUAAUAAACGGCUUUGCGUUGCCAUUAAAAGAAGAGCACAAAAUUUUUUUACUGAAGGUGUUGUUGCCGUUACACAAAGUAAAAUCCCUCAGUGUCUACCAUCCACAGUUGGCGUAUUGUGUAGUGCAGUUUUUAGAGAAGGACAGCACCUUAACUGAACCAGUGGUCAUGGCGUUGUUGAAGUACUGGCCGAAGACUCACAGUCCAAAGGAAGUCAUGUUUUUAAAUGAGCUAGAAGAAAUUUUAGAUGUUAUAGAGCCUUCGGAGUUUGUGAAAGUGAUGGAGCCCCUGUUCAGGCAGCUAGCAAAAUGUGUUUCCAGCCCGCAUUUCCAGGUGGCAGAACGAGCGCUGUAUUAUUGGAAUAACGAGUAUAUCAUGAGCUUAAUCAGUGACAACGCAGCUAAGAUUUUGCCCAUCAUGUUUCCAUCCUUGUACCGAAAUUCAAAGACACAUUGGAACAAGACCAUACAUGGUUUGAUAUACAAUGCUCUAAAGCUCUUCAUGGAGAUGAACCAAAAAUUAUUUGAUGACUGCACUCAACAAUUCAAAGCAGAAAAACAGAAGGAAAAACUAAAGUUGAAAGAACGAGAAGACGCUUGGGUUAAAAUUGAAAAUUUAGCCAAAUCUAACCCCCAGUUCCCUGUAUAUUCUGACACUUCUGCUCUGAACAGUCCUGUUGCCAUGGAAACAGAUGGGCCUUUACUUGAAGAUGUGCAGAUGCUCAAAAAGACGGUGAAAGAAGAGGCCUCUCAGGCUCUAAAAGAUCUAAAGAAAGAGCGGCCUCUUGUACGACGCAAGUCAGAAUUGCCUCAGGACAUCUAUACCAUGAAAGCCUUGGAAUCCCAUUGCAGAGCUGACGAAUUAAUAACCCACGACGGGCAUUAGACUGACAAUUAAAUCUUAUUUUCUGGAUUAUUAUUUUUUUUUCUCCUGAAGCAGUUACACCGUAGAAAACAAAACAAUUAACUUUUUUUUGUGCCAUACCCACCUGUUAACAGCAGUCAACACUUUCUUUGACCCGGUUCUGUAGGCAAUAACUAAAUACUGUACGCAGCUCAAGAUCAGUCGUUCAAACAAUGGUAAAAUACCCGUCUCCGCAGAACGUUGGGUGAAGUCUGGUGAAACCACAAGUCUCGAUUACACAUCUACUUCAGGCGGUCUACCAAGGCUUAGAGUGUCGCCGUGCGGUCGCUUCAGCAAAAUAACAGCCAUGCAAAUGAUGAUUUGGUGCUUCAAAGAAUCUGUAUAUUAGUCCGAGUACUAACUCUUCUUUGGUCUCUCUUAACCGAGUGUCGAGUAGAUUGGGGGGGGGGGACGAAGUAGGCUUUACUUGCAUGUGCUAUGUAGAGUUCAUUGGGAAACCAUUUUGACAAUCCCGAAUAGCGUUCUCUUUGGGUUCUGUAUAUUGUUUGCUUUUGAAUAAGCUCAUAUACCGUUGAAAGUACUUUCUGUGUAUCGAAAGCCAUAUUUUCGUCAGUCCUAAGUAUUACAGUACCUUUAUAUUAGAAGUGCACUAACACAUUGUUCGUAGGCCUCGGGUAACAAACGUCAAACUCAAAGGAAAACUAAAGUGUUCAAACCUUUUAUUGUUCUUGAAAUAAAAUACUGUUUCACUGCUGACCUUA
Spea bombifrons (plains spadefoot toad) is the source of this 2710-nucleotide messenger RNA. It is a transcript of the gene PPP2R5C, whose product is annotated as protein phosphatase 2 regulatory subunit B'gamma. Gene Ontology annotation, cellular component: cytosol; nucleus; protein phosphatase type 2A complex. Gene Ontology annotation, molecular function: protein phosphatase activator activity. NCBI's taxonomy places the organism in Eukaryota, Metazoa, Chordata, Amphibia, Anura, Pelobatidae. Gene Ontology annotation, biological process: signal transduction; protein dephosphorylation. The coding region runs from base 237 to 1970 and encodes 577 amino acids. The transcript has 16 exons. The record is from RefSeq and is a predicted model, not a curated record.